Messenger RNA from Microthlaspi erraticum, 2757 nucleotides. NCBI's taxonomy places the organism in Eukaryota, Viridiplantae, Streptophyta, Magnoliopsida, Brassicales, Brassicaceae. The record is from the annotation of a GenBank genome assembly.
AUGAGGAAGCGUCAUCCAAAGGCGGAGUCAGAUUCGCCAGAGCCAUCAUCUUCAAGUCAAGAAACUGAUGGUUCUUCUGGUAACGAUAAGGAAGUGAGAAUCGAUGUUAGAAGAUCGGGGAAAGUAAUGUUCUCAGUGUUGAUUCUGAUCACAUACUUCUCCUGGGCUGUUUACAACUACCAACACGGGAAUUUACCUCGUCCCUUAACCGCGCAACAAGCUGGCAAAAGGGGUUUCUCUGAGAUUCAGGCAAUGAAACACAUCAAGGCUUUGACUCAGUUUGGUCCGCAUCCCGUUUCUUCUGAUGCUCUUGUCCAUGCCCUUGAGUAUGUAUUGGCAGAAGUUGAGAAAGUGAAAGAAACAGCUCAUUGGGAGGUUGAUGUGAAUGUUGACUUCUUUGAAUCCAAAUUCGGUGUGAAUCGUCUGGUCGGUGGUCUUUUCAAGGGGAAGUCACUAGUGUAUUCGGAUAUAAGUCACAUUGUACUAAGAAUCUUGCCAAAGUAUGAAUCAGACGCAGGAGACAAUGCUAUUCUGGUCUCUUCACAUAUUGAUACUGUGUUUUCAUCAGGUGGGGCUGGAGAUUGUAGCUCAUGUGUAGCUGUGAUGCUGGAACUAGCUCGUUCUGUUUCGCAAUCGGCUCAUGGAUUCAAGAAUUCUGUUAUCUUCUUGUUCAAUACUGGUGAGGAAGAAGGUCUUAAUGGCGCUCAUAGCUUUAUAACUCAGCAUCCAUGGAGUUCCACAGUACGUUUAGCUAUUGAUUUAGAGGCCAUGGGUACUGGUGGAAAGUCCAGUGUUUUUCAGGCUGGUCCGAGUCCGUGGGCUAUUGAAAAUUUUGCUCUGGCUGCGAAAUAUCCAUCUGGUCAGAUCAUUGGACAGGAUCUGUUCACUUCUGGAGUCAUAAAAUCUGCGACUGAUUUCCAAGUAUACAAGGAGGUCGCUGGUCUCUCAGGAUUAGACUUUGCCUUUACAGAUAAUACUGCUGUCUAUCACACUAAGAAUGAUAAGGUAGAGCUAAUAAAACCAGGAUCGCUCCAGCAUCUUGGGGAAAACAUGCUCGCUUUCCUCAUUCGAGUUGCUUCAUCUUCUGAUCUGCCAAAGGAAAAAACACAACAGGGAGAGGAGGAAUCCAAACCGGACUCAGCUGUCUAUUUUGACAUUUUGGGGAAGUAUAUGAUUGUAUACAGGCAAAGUUUUGCGAAUAUGCUAUAUGUUUCAGUGAUCAUGCAAUCGAUUCUUAUAUGGGCUAUGUCUUUGAUCAUGGGUGGUUAUCCGGCUCUUGUGUCUCUGUUCCUGUCGUUUUUGAGUAUCAUCCUCUCAUGGAUAUUCUCAGUAGCUUUCUCUGUAGCUGUUGCCUUCAUACUUCCCUUGAUUUCUUCAUCACCUGUGCCGUAUGCUUCAACCCCAUUGAUGGCACUUGGACUGUUUGUGUCUCCUGCGGUGUUAGGGUCAAUUACUGGUCAGCAUGUAGCCUUCAUUUUCCUUAAGAAGAAAUCAUCGAACCGGAGUUCGAACAGAAUGCAAGUCUCACCCAGACUAAGGGUUGAUUUAGCCAAGCUUGAGGCUGAAAGAUGGCUGUUUAAAGCUGGUUUUAUACAGUGGCUUAUUCUUCUUGCCGUUGGAACCUAUUAUAAACUUGGAUCAACCUACCUCGCUCUGGUGUGGCUAGUUCCUCCUGCAUUUGCAUAUGGAUUGCUUGAGGCGACUUUGACUCCAAUCCGGUUGCCAAAGCCCCUCAAACUUGCAACUCUCGUUAUCAGCCUGGCUGUACCAAUUUUGGUUUCAUCUGGCGGUUUUAUCCGGUUAGCGGGCACAAUGAUCGGCAUGCUCGUUCGAUUUGACAGGAACCCAGGCGGAACUCCAGAAUGGCUAGGCAACGUGGUGAUCGCUGUUCUCAUUGCUACUUUCAUAAGCUUGACUAUGGUUUACCUGCUGGCCUAUAUUCAUCUCUCCGGUGCAAAGAAGUCGAUCAUCGUUGCAUUAUGCAUAACCAUUGCCGUCUCUCUUUCUCUUGCAUCUUCUGGUUUUCUUCCUGCAUUUACUGAAGAUACUGCAAGAACAUUAAAUGUGGUACAUGUUGUGGAUACAACCGGGAAAGACCAAGUCUCGUACAUAACGAUGUUCUCAAACACUCCUGGAAACCUGAACAUGGAAGCAGAGCAGAUCAAAGAAGGUUUCAGAUGUGGAAGAGAGAACAAGACUGAUUUUGGCAGCUUUGAAGCUAAGUACAGCUGUGUGACGGUGAAAGACGCCGAGGUCGGAUGGGACAAGCGAGAUAUUCCGGUUCUGAGAGUCAUAAACGAGGAAGAGAGAGACGAGGGAGGAAGAAGAGUCACAGCGGUUUCGUUGGACACAGGAGGCUCAUGGCGGUGGAUACUUGGGAUUGACAUGGAGGAAAUAGAAGACUUUACACUGCAAAUAGGUGAGGAGGAGGUGGAGGAUGAAGAGGUGGUGAUGAUAGCAAGAGGAGAGAAAAGCAGCAGCGAAGGAUGGCAUCAGAUUCAGUUCGCAGGUGGGAAAAAGGCGCCAACAAGGUUUGUUCUCAAACUUUACGAAAAGAAGAAGAAAGAUGAAGAAGAAGAAGUAUCUGAUGAGAAGAAGGAGCAGAGACCUGUCUUGAAACUUAGAACUGACAUCAACCGAAUCACUCCACAAGUGAAAAGGGUUGUUGAAAGAUUUCCUCCGUUUUGCGCUAUGUUUGGGAAGUCCACUUCUCCGUUUACUCUCGCCUUUCUUGCUUCUCUUCCUUCCACCAAAUAA